AUGACACACCGACUUAAUACUUUAGAGUUUGCUUAUGGAGAGUCGGGCUUUUUGAAAAGGAUUGAAGAGAUUGCGCGAGCUUGGAAGAAAACCAGUCGAGUCGACCAAGGGAGGUACACUGACGAAGUAACUACCGAAUAUCAGAUAUGGCACGUCCAACAAGUUAAGGAUGUGGUAUAUCCGAAGGAAGAUGCAUUGCGUGGCCUAGUUGAUCCGAAACAGCGAGAUGCUUUGCUUGAAAGUGAGUUGGCUCGAAAGAAGUCCGAAGCUGAAAAUGCUAAUUGGAAGCAACGUGAACUUCAGAGGGAAAUACAAGUAAGAGAAAAUCGAGGCGAUGAACUUCAAGCGUACAAUGACGGACUAAGAAAUCAAGUGCGAUUUCAACAAAAGUCUAUCCAAUUACUAAGACAAGAGUAUGAAGAGCUCGAAGGGGUCAUGAUGGCUUAUCAACAAGAAUAUGGACGCCUCAAGCAAGAGAGCACUCGAAUUCGAGAGUGGGGUGAAUCUUACAAACAAGCUUAUAUAGAAAAACACGACCAGAUGGAUUACUUAGUUUGGCAAAUGAGGGAGGUGGCUUACAAGGCGAGAAGCAUGGCUUGGAAGACGGACAUAUUAAGGAGCCAAGUCUUUCCAAUUGGGAAACAAGAGCAACAGUUGAUUAAGUAUUUAGGUGAGGUUCCAAAAAUAGCUCGAUCACCUAAGCCAAGUGACCAACGUGUUCAUAAUACGCGUCAACGAUCAAGGAUCAUGGAAGAAAAACAAAGAGAGCAAAUGGAUAGAAUGGAAAGAGCUCAAGAAGAAAUGAGAAAACAGUUAGCAAAGAUGAUGGAAUUGAUGACAAGCUUAAGUAAAGGAAAAAAUGUUGCAGAAGAGUCAGCUCCGUUAAAAAACCCACCAGCACAAGACAUUGGAAACCAAAGGGAUGAUCCACCUUAUCCCCUAGGGUUCACUCCACCACAUGCUCAAACCUCUUAA
Messenger RNA from Theobroma cacao (cacao), 975 nucleotides. The record is from RefSeq and is a predicted model, not a curated record. NCBI's taxonomy places the organism in Eukaryota, Viridiplantae, Streptophyta, Magnoliopsida, Malvales, Malvaceae.